This is a messenger RNA of Lottia gigantea (owl limpet), 1080 nucleotides long. RefSeq lists its product as hypothetical. The record is from RefSeq and is a predicted model, not a curated record. Bases 1 to 1080 code for a protein of 359 amino acids. The transcript has 6 exons. Lineage: Eukaryota; Metazoa; Mollusca; Gastropoda; Lottiidae.
AUGUUGGGUAGUGCAGUUAAAGUGGCAGUACUGUUGGCUUCAACUACAGUAGCAGUACCAUAUACAGUAGCUGUCCUGUGUAACUUGAUGUAUGGUUGGCCACAAACCAAAAAUAAAUACAGAAGAGCUCUCAAUCCUAAAAAAGUUUUCAAACUAAACUACGCUGUCCUGCAAAAAUUUCUUUUGUUACGCUAUGCACCUCUAUACUUCCGAUGGAAACAAUAUUAUCGAAAAACUCAUGGUCCUGAAUUGAUCAAGAACUUGGUAUUUGGAAGAAAUGAUAAUACUAUGGAUUUAUAUCAACCUAAAUCUUCAAGAAAAGAGGAAAAGUCAGUGGUAAUAUUUAUUUACGGAGGUGCUUGGGGUUCAGGAGAUAAACAUAUGUAUAGUUUAUUAUGUAAUCAACUAGCUAAUAAACUAGAAAGUGUUGUUUGCUGUCCAAAUUAUUCUACUUAUCCUAGAGGUUACGUUGAUGAUAUGAUACAAGAUGUAGUAGACUGUAUAUCAUGGGUAUAUGAAAAUAUUCAUGAUUAUGGUGGUGAUAAGGAUAAGAUUUUACUAAUAGGACACUCAUCUGGAGCUCAUCUUGGUGCAAUGGCUAUUUUAGAAUUAUUACACGACGAAAGAGUAUCAGCUUAUCCUUAUACCAACCAGGCUAUAACAUUCGAUGACACACAUUACAAUGGUGGGUUAGCUGGUGUAUAUCAUAUUAAAGAUCAUUUUCUACAUGAAUCAAGUAGAGGUAUUGAAGAUAUAUCUAGUAUGGGACAAGCUAUGUAUGGUGAAGGCCAUUUUGAUAGAUUCUCUCCUACAGUUAUUUUAGCUAAUCUUCAACAUAGUAUUAGUUUACCUAAAUUAGUUUUAGUUCACGGAAGUGAUGAUUUUGUUGUGCCGUUAACGUCAACAAGUAAAUUUGGUGAAGUAUUAAGUGAGGUAUAUGCCGAUGUGACAGUAUGUGUUGUACCAGAUUGUGAUCAUUAUUCUGUGUGUUUAGACUUAAUGCUUCCCACAAGGAGGUACUAUGAUCAAGUUAUGGGAAUUAUAAUGGAAACACACAAUAAACUAUUUCCACAAACUUAA